AUGUCAGACACGCCAGUUCAGAGCAAGGAUUUUAACGCGUGUCAGGUUCAGGGUUGCCAUUGUCGGCAGGAGCCUCGUUCCUCUCAGUUCAGUGAAGUCCUUCAUGUUUACAACUGGAGCGUUUCAUACGCUCCCGACCCGCAAAACGUCCGCUGGGAGCACCUGUCACUAGGGGGGAUCUCCUGGUGGAUCCGCUGCUUCAUCAUCAACUGCAUCCUUUUCAUCCUGCUCUUCUUCCUCACCACACCCGCCAUCAUCAUCUCCACCAUGGACAAGUUCAACGUCACCAAGCCUGUGGAGUAUCUUAACAAUCCCAUCGUGACUCAGUUCUUCCCGACUCUGCUGCUCUGGGCUUUCUCUGCUCUGCUGCCCACCAUCGUCUACUACUCUGCCUUCUUUGAGGCUCACUGGACCAGGUACCUUCCUCUUCCGUCCUCUUCACUAGUGCUGCUGUAAUAACAACACAAACAUUCAGAUGUAUGAGCUCAGUUAUUCCUCACGUCUACAUACGUAUGUGUUUGGUCAGGAAAGGGGCCCCCUGGUGGUCAGUAUGAGGAAAUCAUUAACCCUU
This is a messenger RNA of Melanotaenia boesemani (Boeseman's rainbowfish), 571 nucleotides long. Its product is annotated as CSC1-like protein 2. The coding region runs from base 1 to 456 and encodes 151 amino acids. Gene Ontology annotation, molecular function: calcium-activated cation channel activity. The record is from RefSeq and is a predicted model, not a curated record. The transcript has 4 exons. NCBI's taxonomy places the organism in Eukaryota, Metazoa, Chordata, Actinopteri, Atheriniformes, Melanotaeniidae. Gene Ontology annotation, cellular component: plasma membrane.